Lethenteron reissneri (Far Eastern brook lamprey) is the source of this 1615-nucleotide messenger RNA. RefSeq lists its product as uncharacterized. The record is from RefSeq and is a predicted model, not a curated record. Gene Ontology annotation, cellular component: cytoplasm. NCBI's taxonomy places the organism in Eukaryota, Metazoa, Chordata, Hyperoartia, Petromyzontiformes, Petromyzontidae. Gene Ontology annotation, molecular function: glycosyltransferase activity.
GCCCGACUCGCGCGAGAGGAAAUUGUCUCUCGAGAGGACGAGGAGGAGGAGUUGCCCACAGACAUUUGAACAUCGGAGGAGGUUUGCACCAUGACCCCGACUGCCAAGAGACGGUUGAACUCUGCAGUUUGUGGUCACGUGAAAUGGAAGGUUUUGGUGGUUUUGUCGCUUUUCGUGCUCGUGUGUUUACUGCUCAAUCUUCGCAGCACCUCGCGGAUGUUUGUCAAGCUGCGGAGAAAGCAGAGAUUGAACGUCACAGUGGAAUCCUCCCGGUGUUUUUCGCAAACGGAAAUAUUGCAACCGAUUCCGAACGGGAACGCCCUGGUCGUGUCGGCGUAUUUAGACUCGCGCCAGGAACCGGGAUCAGUGCGCGUCCUGGCCAUUGUGAAGAGAUCUUCCCCCCUUGAGCUCCACUGCUACUUUGCAUGCCGCAAUGGAAUUUUCGUGGGGGCUUCCCCAGCCGAAGUAAAUUUGUUUCAUAAUCACUUCGGCUUUCCUUGGGCCGGAGCUCAUAUAUUGUGCUCCUUGCAUGAUAGCCCGUGCGCCAAGCCGGACAAAGUGGCACUUGUGCCCUCUGAACAAUCUGAUGGGCAGUGCUUCGUGGCAAACAUUCAAAACGCAGCCCCACCACAACCAGAGGACAGCUUCACCCACGACUUUGGCGUCUGCAUCUCCACCCUGUUCGGAGGCUACAACAACGUGCUGCAGUUCACGCAGGCCAUGGAGAUGUACCGGCUGCUGGGAGCGGGACGCGUCACCAUCUACAAGAGCAGCUGCGGCCCCGAGUUGGGCCGGGUGCUGGCCCACUACGCGGCCACUGGUCUGCUCGAGGUGAUCCCCUGGCCAAUAGAUCGGCACCUCACGCCGUCCACGGGGUGGACGUACCCAACUCACCCGGGCGACGUGCAUUACUACGGACAAAUAGCCGCGCUCAACGACUGCCUCUACCGGCACAUGUACGACACGCGCUACCUUGUGAUGAACGACGUCGACGAGAUUAUAAUUCCAGUGGAGUGCACCAGUUGGGCUUGCCUCAUGAUGCACCUCAACGGGAUCUACGAUGCCGAUGUCUACAGAUUUAAUAACCACGUCUUCCCCUACACGGUGGUGGACGACUUUGGCCGUGUGUUUGAUAGAUGGAAGGGGAUCCCUGGCCGUAACAUUCUGACGCAAGUUCGCCGUGAACCAAACCCGUUCUUUGUAUUCAACCCGACCAAGAUGAUUCUGAAUCCGAGGCAGGUUGUCGAGACGUCGGUGCAUCACGUGGUGUCUACCUUUGGCCAAAGGGCGUUGGUCUCGAGUUCACUUGCCAAGCUGCACCACUAUCGAUCGCCCGAGAGGCCGAAUCUCAAUAAACGGGAUCUCAUCAUCGACCCCGUGAUGUGGAAGUACAAGGCUGCUCUCGUGAGCAACGUGAGUUCCGUGUUGCACAAAGUGGGGCUUCUCCGUUAAUUAUUAAGUGAUUUUUUUUUGUGAUAUAAAACCAAUAAAGUUUAACUCGUGGUGCUGCCUUGUAUCACUCCAGGGCACGUAGGUGCACGCGUUCAAACAUCGCGUUUUAAAAUGUGAUCUCCCUUCUCCACACCUUCUCGUGUCUGCUGCAUUUGGAUAAUGC